AUGAGCGCACGCAAGCAUACUCUGGACGGAUACGCGCUCGUGCCCGCCAACGAGGCGCAGGAUCUGAUCGCCACGCAGCGCGAGUGGGUGGAGUGGGGCCAUCCUCUGCUUACGCAGCACCAAUUCAUCACGCGCGAAAAGGACGUGCUGGGCACCUCGGACUUUUCGGUCACACGUCGACGACGCUGGGUCCUCGUUCCGGCCGACGACACGCACACGCUCGACUUUCUCGCCGGCUGCGAGACCUACCGCCGUCCGAUCCUGGUGCGCCGAGGCGCCGGCGAGGUGCAGCGCGCUCUGGCCUACUCGGUCUGCUCGGUAUUCGUACCCGAGGACAAACGCCGCCACGGCUACGCAGCCAAGAUGAUGACGCUGCUGCAGCACCACCUCAACCCAGCAGGGUGUGUGCCUCCACCCCUCGACCAGGCAAGCAUCCAAGACAGCGGCUCCGUAGUCGUGCCGCUGGACGACCCCUCUUUGGAGCUGAGUGACGACGGCGCGUACGGAGGCAAUGCAACCUGCUCGUUCCUGUACAGCGACAUUGGCGAGUACUACUCCAAGUUCGCCUGGACCGUCGUAGGCAAUCGCCACGUCCAAUGGAAACCCUCCACUUCCAGCGCCGACCUACCGGCGGAUGCACGCUGGCUUACAGCCGACGAGCUCAACACCAUCGGCCGUAUCGACCGCUCCCACCUCCUUUCCACCCUCCAGACCUCUUCGUCCCCUGCACUUCGAUUCUGCCUCGACGAUCCCGAGGCCACGUCGUGGCGGUGGCUUAUCCGCCGCACCAAUUUCUACGCCACCACGCUGCUGCCCUCCUCCGCACCAAAGCCGUCUUACUUUGGCCUACUGCUCCCGGGCUCAUCGCAGACAGACGCCUCGUACGCCGUAUGGAUGUUCGACUUUAUCGAGCGCAAGGUGGCCAUCCUCCGACUGCGCUUCACCUCCGCCUCGACAUUCAAGAUGCUGGUGGGUGCAGUGCGCGCGCAGGCCGCCGAAUUCGGCAUGCAAAAGUGUCUCGCCUGGAACGUCGAUCUUGCCAGCCUCGGCGUCGAACUUAGCCAAGAGGACGAGCAGAGGCUCAAGCAGGGCGAGGCGGUGGAUAGGCACCAACACGCGCUGGCCCAAGGCGAGCUGGUCGAGAGACACGGCAAGAGCGCCAGCCUGCCCGCACUCGCGUGGUACGCAGACAUGGCCGAGGGCGAACAGGUAGAGUGGGUGUGCAACGAGUACGGCUGGUGGUGCUAG
Messenger RNA from Moesziomyces antarcticus, 1248 nucleotides. Its product is annotated as GNAT family. The coding region runs from base 1 to 1248 and encodes 415 amino acids. The record is from RefSeq and is a predicted model, not a curated record. Lineage: Eukaryota; Fungi; Basidiomycota; Ustilaginomycetes; Ustilaginales; Ustilaginaceae. The transcript has a single exon.